AUGAAAGUGAAUUCAUUCUGGGUCCAGCGAUCACCGUGGGGUCACAGUUUCACCAUCAUCUGUUCCACUGAAUCUCAGUAUCCUGGAGGCUCCUUCCACCUGUUUAGAGAAGCAAAUAUUGCCAAGAGUCAGUCAGCUGUCGAUCUCUCUGCCUCCUUCUCCUUUCCUGAGGCAGAUUUUUCACAUGAGGGAAAAUACAGCUGUGUUUAUGAAGUCAUUUUGUCCUCACGCUCCUUCCGUUCACCUGCCUCUGAACUGCUGGUCAUCACUAUCACAGUGCACUUGCAGCAGCCCAGCAUUCCCCGCAUUGCUCCUGAUGGACAGUUUGAUGUUGGGCCUCAGGGGUCAGCGAUCCCGUGGGGUCACAGUUUCACCAUCAUCUGUUCCACUGAAUCUCAGUAUCCUGGAGGCUCCUUCCACCUGUUUAGAGAAGCAAAUAUCGCCAAGAGUCAGUCAGCUGUCGAUCUCUCUGCCUCCUUCUCCUUUCCUGAGGUAGAAUUUUCACAUGAGGGAAAAUACAGCUGUGUUUAUGAAGUCAUUUUGUCCUCACGCUCCUUCCGUUCACCUGCCUCUGAACUGCUGGUCAUCACUAUCACAGUGCACUUGCAGCAGCCCAGCAUUCCCCGCGUUGCUCCUGAUGGACAGUUUGAUGUUGGGCCUCAGGGGUCAGUGAUCACCAGGGGUCACAGUUUCACCAUCAUCUGUUCCACUGAAUCUCAGUAUCCUGGAGGCUCCUUCCACCUGUUUAGAGAAGCAAAUAUCACCAAGAGUCAGCCAGCUGUCGAUCUCUCUGCCUCCUUCUUCUUUCCUGAUGCAGAUUAUUCACACGAGGGAAACUACAGUUGUGUUUAUGAAGUCAUUUUGUCCUCACGCAUCUUCCGUUCACCUGCCUCUGAACUGCUGGUCAUCACUAUCACAGCCUCCCUGCUUCCCAUCAUUGGUGCUGCGGUGUCAGCUGUGCUGCUCUUAUUGUCUGUCCUCAUAAUCAUCCUCCUGGUCAAGAGAAGACAAAAACAAAGGAAUAAGGAAACUAAUUUGAAGUGCUCUUUUAAAAAACGAGGAUCAGCUAAUACAUAUGCAGGUGGAUCCCAAGAUAACAAAUAUGAAGAUGAUGAUGAGGCUGAUUAUGAAAAUGUAGGAACUUGA
Messenger RNA from Megalobrama amblycephala (Wuchang bream), 1146 nucleotides. RefSeq names its product leukocyte immunoglobulin-like receptor subfamily A member 6. The record is from RefSeq and is a predicted model, not a curated record. NCBI's taxonomy places the organism in Eukaryota, Metazoa, Chordata, Actinopteri, Cypriniformes, Xenocyprididae. The transcript is spliced from 6 exons. Bases 1 to 1146 code for a protein of 381 amino acids.